UUAGUGCAAUGUAAGCUCAAUCUAAGCGGUAUGGUAGUUAAAAGGCUUUCCGGAGAUAAGAUAUCCAGCAACCCACAACCGGAAUCAACCUGUCGGGGUGGAUAGAUUAAUUCGAAAAUGACUUAUGAAGGGCAACUUAAUGAACCUAAUGUUUGAAGUGAACAAGAUCAAAGGAUACUUACUGAUAAAGACAUUGAUUUCAUGUCAUAAAACCGUCUAACAUUGGCCGUCGGGAAACGAACCCGCCACUGGUGAUUUGCGGUCUCAUCAAGAUGGAUGCCACAACCAACAUAUUCACCCACAAAGAGACCAAUAACUGGUUCAAGGCUUACAUAGCCUUGAAUGUGACGAAGGAAGGACUGACUAACUUCGUAGUGAGCGAAUUAAAAAAUGUCCACUCAGCGAUAGGCAUAAGCUGCGGACAAUGUUCAAUUGCAAACCUCAUGCCGUGUCCUACCCAGGGCCUGUGUAAAAAGAGGAAACCAUAUACAUGCACUUUUCAUACGUCACAACUACCCAAGUCAUGCCAAACAUGUGACAAAGUGAAACAAAAUAUCAAAUCGCUGCAUAGAUUUAACUGGCCUUCGUGGCGAAACUCUAAAGCGGAAAGAUGGGUAACGGAUCCAUGGGAAAUUGGUAAAUGUUACCUCCCACCGGAUGGCUAUAGCGAAGUUUCUUCUGUCCAAGAAUCUGAUUUCAAUGGUGUGAUAAGCAUUUUGUUGAACUGCAAACAUUUCCAGACAUGUCUCUCCCCCGCAUGUCUAUCGCCGCCACCUCCUGAUAAGCAAUGCCCGUUGGAAAAGAUACGUCAAAUAGGCCGAGAUGUACGUCACACUGCCGACUGCAAGGUGACAGAUGCUGACCUGCAGGACUAUUUCAAGACACUGGCCACCCUUCUGGCUGAUCCAAUCUGCUUAUUACAUGAUACAUCAGCAAUAGACGCACACAGAAAACUCAGUGAUUUGCAGAAUGAUCAGCUUACACUUACCGGACUUGGCGAGCUGUUGAAAGAAGCCAAUCAGACACUAACACACGCGAAAGAGGUCGGAGAACGAUUAUCUGAAGAGGCUGCAAAGACCAUGACAGAUGGUCUGAAUACUUUAGAGGCUACAAUACAGGUUGGAGUGCUGCGCAUUCAAAGCGAGACAAUGGAUAGCAUAGUGCGCAUUAAACAAGCAGCGAAUGAAAAGGGACAAGACGAUUACGAACGAGGCGUAGCAGAUCUUCUCAGGCGAUUAAAGGACCACUAUCGUGACACAGUUAGCUUCGUACCUCUGUCUACAUUGGAUCUCAGUCGCGAUAAAAAAGUACAGGACAUCUAUGCCAGUCCAAAAAUACAUCGGAUAAAAAUAGAGAAUGAUGGGAGACGCACGAUACAGGAACAAGUAUUAACGUACAAAGAUUUCUUUUACAGAGAUCAUCAAUUAUCUAGACGUUCAUAUUUACAGGGCGAGCCGGGCAGUGGCAAAACGGCAUUUGUUGCUAAUUUAGUUAACGAUUGGUGUAACUUGAAUGCGCCCUCAAUGGGUUCUACCAAGGGACAAACUGCGUUCGUUGACGUUGAUACCCUUCAGAAAUUCAAGUUUAUUUUCUUCAUCUCGUUGCGCGAUUGUCGAAAUCAGACGUGUGUAACGCAGAUGAUAAAAACACAGCUUAUCGACAAAAUCUACGCGGACCACAAAUCGGAGGCUGCGUACAAUCUUGUCUUAACAAUAAUUACUAAUGCGACAUGUCUCGUCAUUCAAGACGGUCUGGAUGAGUGGUCUGAUGAAGAUGCUCUACCUUAUAUGGCAGGAAUUCCUCAGGACCAUUGCAUUGUACUGACAACUUCUCGACCAUGGAAACUCGCUGAUGAACGUAUCAGAAAUUCUCAAAUUGACAUUCUGUUAGAUCUUGAGGGCAUAAUUGAUCCUAAAGCAUUCAAGGAAAAGGUACUGCGUUGUCUACUUCAUGAAUCAAUUGAUCUUAAAGAAAAUGUGAAGCAAUUUGAAGACUUUCUUUGGAGUCACAACCUGCAGUCAAUAUCAGUUUCGCCUAUGCUCCUCACGCUUAUUAUCUGUACCUGGGUAGAAGGGAUAGCUGAGCGUCUGUCAGGAUCGUCACUGUGUGAACUUUACACAAUCCUUCUUGAAAGUCUAUGUAAAAAAGCAAACCCUUUCAUUAGUCAUUUUAACCAAUCGGAGCCGUUGCCGGUAAACUGCUUUUUUCGAUCGAAGUACAUUAAACCGAGUAUGCAACACAUAAAUGACAUUUCAAAAGCCGCUUUCUCAUUUUUGUUUUCAAACGAGAGAGAGAUGUCAAUAGUAUUUAAUGAAAUAAAAUUAUCGGAAUAUUUGUCUGACAAUACACAGGAGUUCGCACUCAAAUCUGGAUUAUUAUCUGUAAGAAAACGUACAAAUCGUAUCGAUAAUACAUGUUCGUUUGUGCACAAAAGUGUGCAGGAAUUCCUUGCGGCUUUUCAUAUCUCCGGAAAUGUAGACGUUAUAAAUGGAAUCAUUUCUGGAUACCUUAAACGCCAUCACAACUCCUAUUUAGAUAUAUCUCAAGUGUUUGUAUUCCUCUGUGGGAUGAACAUCGCGGCAGCGAAUAAACUAUCUAAACUGAUGAAUGAUCAGGAUAUUGCUCACGGACAUAAAGUCUUCACAUCAUUUGGUGAGGAUUAUUUCUACUUUUUAAAAUACUUUGAUGAAAGGCCUUUCCAGCGCUGUGUUGUUUCAGGCUAUAAGGAAGCUAAAGCCAACAAAAACACUCCGGUGCACCUGCAUCUGAGUCACUGUUAUAUCUUUGGUGAUAAUUCGGAAGAUAUUUAUCACAUCUGGGCGAUGAACGCUUCGCGUGCGCGAUUAUUAUCCGUACAUCCGUACGAACAUUUCCUCAAGCAUGUAACAAUACGUUCACAAGACGCGUCGUCUUCUCUUUGGAAUGGACUUAGAUCUGUUUUCACACGUGCACGUGAUAAUCCGUUUCCUUCUGCACGUGAAACUCAGGAAGAAGUCAAUUCGCCCGCUUCUUUUAACCUGUCAUUGUGCCAUCACCUGGAAGAGCUGAACCUCGACGAUAAGGUCACCGUGCAACCAAAUGCACUUGUGGGUCUGAAAAAUUUGAAAUGUCUGAGGUUAAACGAGGUUAAAUGUGAAGGACUGGACUUGUCACGGUUUCACAAGCUGGAACGGCUGAUCCUCAAUUGUAAUGUAACCCUGCAACCUAAUGCACUUGUGUGUCUGAAAAAUUUGAAAUACAUCGAUAUAUGUUAUUUCAAAAUUGAAGCACUUUGUCUUGACUUGUUCUCGUGUGUAAACCUUGAAGGACUGAGGCUGACCGGUAGUAUAAUCGCGCAACCAAGGGCACUGACCCAGCACAGUGUGCAGACUCAACUCCAGUACUGCCCUCGAUAAAAAGAAUUGAAUUGCACCGAGUUAAAUGUUCCACUACCUGGCUACGCAAUCUGUUGAGCACGCUGCUGACUCUCGAUCAUGAGGUGAAGUGUGUGCUG
Molecule: messenger RNA, 3493 nt
Organism: Dreissena polymorpha
Lineage: Eukaryota; Metazoa; Mollusca; Bivalvia; Myida; Dreissenidae
Exons: 6
Coding region: 273-3395 (1040 amino acids)
Source: RefSeq, a predicted model, not a curated record